AUGUCGUUUCGUCAAGCUGAUUGUCCCCGUCACGGUGCAUGCGCUACGGGAGUUGGCGUUGGAGAACGGCUCUUUACCGUCACUAAACGCAAUCAAAUCGAGGUGUACUCAUGGGGUAAAGAAGGAUUCGACCAGAAGUUACCUCUCCCGGAACAAUUAAAGUGUCUUACGGUUCUUCAUCACCCAGUGCCAGACAUUGAACUGCCAGUGCUGAAACCACAGUAUAGAGUCCCGUGGCUAUUAGCAGGUGGUCUGGCUCUGGGGAGAAUCUACAUUUGGGAAUUAGCUCUGGGGAACUUGUUGUGUGUCAAAGAUGCUCAUUAUCAGCCAGUGCUGGUUCUUCAGUUCUCACUGCGUGGGGAGUACUUGGUAUCGGCAGGCGAUGACGGGCGUGUACUUAUAUGGCGUACACAAGAACUUAUAAACUCCUAUGGCGUUGGUGACGACUUGCGGCUGGUGAAACCUUACCAAUCUAUCACUGAUCACACCAUGCCGGUUACUGAUAUAUUGAUUGGUAAAGGCUUGAGUCCUGAUCAGCGAUUGUAUACUGGCUCGCGUGAUGGCACGUUACGUAUCUACGACUUAUCGUCGCGCAAGUUACUCACCACUUUAGUGUUACCGCUGCCAGUGGAAUCGUUUGCUGUCGACCCUGCUGGUAGAUCAAUUUACGUUGGACUCGAGCUGGGGAUCAUUCGUACGGUGCCCUUAUAUCAUAUUGAUCCUCAUACGCUGGUAUUAGAGGCAAUUGGGGGAAAUGGAAAAAUCAUUACGAUCGAAGACGACUUCAACUUGACACUGCUGUUUGUUCAACAUCAGCAAGAAGCGGAGGCAGCGGUGACCGCUUUAUCGAUUUCAAUGGAUGGCAUGAAUAUUGUGCUGGGUGAUACGCGGGGUCGAGUGUUUGUGUCCGAUGUAGUUACCCGCCAGGUGGUAAAAGCUUUUCCGGCUGCAAACUCCCCUAUUUCUGUGAUACUGGUGUUCCCGAUUCCCUCAAAGGAGAAGCAGUUAGUUCUCGAUAAAAAGCAUCGACUUAUUCCUCAACUUAAACGGAUCAUGGUUCUGGAAAAUCCGUUGGAACAUCUGCUUCACAUGGAAAUUCCUUCUAAGCCUCAGACAGAACCCAGUUUUGAUACCUGGAUUGAAACCGUUGCCAAUGAUGAGGUGAGUUUCAAGCAGAUGGGCGCAGUGUCGUCAACAGUGAGACAGUCGGUAGCUACGCAGCCCUCAACGCAAAGCGAAGAACUUGCUAAAAUUACCACAGCGUAUAGCGAGCUCAAACAAAAACACGAGCAAUUGCUUGAAAAGUAUACUGAAAUGCUUGAGUAA
Molecule: messenger RNA, 1326 nt
Organism: Diutina rugosa
Lineage: Eukaryota; Fungi; Ascomycota; Pichiomycetes; Serinales; Debaryomycetaceae
Product: WD40 repeat domain-containing protein
Exons: 1
Coding region: 1-1326 (441 amino acids)
Biological process (GO): rRNA processing; DNA-templated DNA replication
Cellular component (GO): nuclear pre-replicative complex
Molecular function (GO): protein binding
Source: RefSeq, a predicted model, not a curated record